AUAAGCAGUCUACGUCUACUUUUGUUAUGAAUGAUGAUACCACGUUUUUGUACUUUGCAAUUGAGACUACAUGAGAUUGUGAUCAAGUUGUACUCCGUAUCUUACUCCAUAUAGUCAUUGUGCUGUGGCGAUGGACAUGAUGUGUCAUAGCUAUGUAGUCGUAUGUUCAAGGUAUUAAGUUAUGAUGCAGUGGCAAGAUAAUAGCCAGGUCCAAGUGAGAGAGAGUUUGGUUUAUCUGAUCUUUUAUGGGGGAGGUUAUCCUUCUAUGACGUGCUCUACGACACUGUUCAUUAAGAUAUUGUAUAGAAGCAACAACAAAUAUAUACCUACCGCUCCACAGCGCCAUGGAACACAGCAUCUGGACAAUCAGGGGCUAACUGGCUCAAGAGCGAUUCAAGCAUUCUCCAGCUUCUGCUUACCAGCGAAUCAUUAUCAUCCUUCAAUAACUUCAUCCACAACAGUCGUGUAAGUGUCUUCCGGGAGCUCCGGAGGCUGUGCAAUUCCAGUGGAACCGCGAUAAAAAAAAAAAAAGGAACG
This is a messenger RNA of Aspergillus novofumigatus IBT 16806, 537 nucleotides long. RefSeq lists its product as uncharacterized. Bases 182 to 469 code for a protein of 95 amino acids. Lineage: Eukaryota; Fungi; Ascomycota; Eurotiomycetes; Eurotiales; Aspergillaceae. The record is from RefSeq and is a predicted model, not a curated record. The transcript has a single exon.